Truncatella angustata is the source of this 1535-nucleotide messenger RNA. RefSeq names its product concanavalin A-like lectin/glucanase domain-containing protein. Gene Ontology annotation, cellular component: fungal-type cell wall. Gene Ontology annotation, biological process: carbohydrate metabolic process; fungal-type cell wall organization. Gene Ontology annotation, molecular function: glycosyltransferase activity; hydrolase activity, hydrolyzing O-glycosyl compounds. The record is from RefSeq and is a predicted model, not a curated record. The coding region runs from base 337 to 1398 and encodes 353 amino acids. The transcript is spliced from 2 exons. NCBI's taxonomy places the organism in Eukaryota, Fungi, Ascomycota, Sordariomycetes, Amphisphaeriales, Sporocadaceae.
CCCCAUGUUUUUCCUCAUUAGAAACCGUAGGAGAACAAGGAGAAAUGGUUGUCAGGUCGAAUAACCCUGAGUAAAUCGCGUAAGGCAAGUCCACAUAUCCGCUCAAACAUCCAAUUGGCCAAUCGUAAUGUGAUUUCGACGUACGACGAACGAUACCAGGAGCAAAAUAAUGGACCGCUGCUCCAUAUGUGAUGGGCAUGUUGAUUCCUCGAUACUUAUGAGUUCCCUAGGUCCCCAUCCAUCUGAGCUAUCUGGUCCCUUUUGAGAGCCUCUCGUUGUGUUUUGCUCCGUUUCACUGACUUUCGCUGUAAUCUAUUACUCCAGACACUCGUUAAAAUGCACUUCACACGCUUGGCAGGCCUUUUGCUACCCGCUGUGGCUCUUGCUCAGACCUACACCGACUGCAACCCUACCAACACAACUUGUCCCUCGGACACGGGCCUCGAUGACAGUUCCUACACCGUGGAUUUCACCGCCGGUGAGAAUGACGAUUGGGUCAUGACCUACGGUGAUGCUAGCUACGAUGAUACCAAUGGUGUCUCAUUCACCAUUGAUGAGUCCGGCGAGGCUCCUACGAUGCAGUCAAAUUUCUACUUCUUCUUCGGUACUGUCUCUGCUGUUGUCAAGGCUGCCAAUGGAACUGGUAUUGUUAGUUGUGUGAUCUUGGAGUCGGACGAUCUUGAUGAGAUUGAUUGGGAGUGGCUUGGUGGUGAUGUCGACCAGGUACAGACCAACUACUUCGGCAAGGGCAACACCACUUCUUACGACCGUGGCACGUACGAAACGGUCGGCGACUCACAGGAUACCUGGCACAACUACACCAUCGAGUGGACCUCGUCCUACACUACCUGGUACAUUGAUGGUUCUGCUGUCCGUACUCUGAACUAUGAUGAUGCUGUUAGUGGCAAGAACUACCCCCAGACACCCAUGCGCGUCAAGCUCGGUGUCUGGUCUGCAAGCGACAGUGGCAACGAGGGCACUAUCGAGUGGGCUGGCGGUGAGACCGACUACGACGAUGCCCCUUUCACCAUGCACGUUCAGUCGAUCACGAUCCAGAACUACAACCCCGGUACCACCUACACUUAUAGCGAUUUGACCGGAGACUGGACCAGUAUUGAAAUUGAUGCCACUGACGCCACUGCUACCAACACGACCAACACUGAAAGCAUCAGCAGCAGCUCCAGCGCUGGCACUACCAACAGCACCUCGUCGAACUCAACUUCAUCCAGCAGCUCCAGUUCCGGUUCAUCUAACUCAUCUGGCUCUUCUAGCUCAUCUGGCACAUCCAGCAGCUCGUCCUCUUCCGCUACCGGCUCUACAGUCACCUCAGCUGCCAUUGCCACUGUUCCCUUCGUCGGACAUGCGCUUCUUUUCGCCGCGCUCACUCUUAUGUUCUAAACUAUGUAAAGCCGCAGCAGGUGAUGUACCUAUCAUAGAUACAUCCCACAGCGAGUGGCUCAAAUCAUUUUGCAAGUAGCAUAUCUGUAUAAUCAGCAUUUGUUAUCAUUAUCAAUCAAAAUAUACCUCAGUAUGAA